UUCCCUCUUUUAGAACUCUCUCUCUCUCUCUCUCUCAUUUUGACACUUAUCCUAUCUCUCUCUCCUCUCGCCGGAGAAAAAAGAGCGACGGCGCCGUUUGCUGUAAGCCAAGAGUACUCGACCAUGUUGGAUCUUAACCUCAAAAUCUUUUCUUCAUGCGACGAAGAUCAAGAUCGGAAAGUACCAUUAAUGAUCUCAACCAAGGGUGAAGAAGAAUCUAACUCCUCCUUAUCCUCCUCCACGGCUUCUGCAGCCGGAGAUGCUUUCAUCACUUUUGGAAUCCUCAAACGUGACGAGGACGUCGCUCCUCCUCCUCCUCCUCCUCCUCCUACUACUCAUAAAGAAACAGGAGAUCUCUUUCCGGUGGCUGAUGCUCGUCGGAAUAUUGAUAUCUCGGUCGAGGACAGUCACUGGUUGAAUCUGUCUUCUUUACAGAGGAAUACACACAAAAUUGUGAAGAAGAGUAGAAGAGGACCAAGGUCUCGUAGCUCCCAGUAUCGUGGCGUCACUUUUUACCGUCGUACCGGUCGUUGGGAAUCUCAUAUUUGGGAUUGUGGAAAGCAAGUUUAUUUGGGCGGGUUUGAUACUGCAUACGCAGCAGCAAGGGCGUACGACCGAGCUGCUAUAAAAUUCCGUGGUCUCGAUGCAGACAUCAACUUCGUCGUGGAUGAUUAUAGGCAUGACAUCGAUAAGAUGAAGAAUUUAAAUAAGGUGGAGUUCGUGCAAACACUUAGGCGAGAGAGUGCGAGUUUCGGAAGAGGAAGUUCCAAAUACAAAGGCUUGGCUCUUCAGAAAUGCACCCAAUUCAAAACUCAUCAUGAUCAGAUUCAUCUCUUUCAAAACAGGGGAUGGGACGCAGCAGCAUUAAAAUACAAUGAGUUGGGAAAGGGAGAAGGAGGCAUGAAGUUUGGUGCCCAUAUUAAAGGUAAUGUUCACAAUGAUCUUGAACUAAGUCUUGGAAUUUCGUCAGCAUCGGAAACUAUGAAGUUGACAACGGGAGAUUACUAUAAGGGCAUCAAUUGGUCCACGAUGGGUUUGUUCGGUAAGCAAUCAUCCAUAUAUCUACCCAUGACGACGACGACGACGACCAUGAAGCCUUUGAAGACAGUUGCAGCAUCAUCAGGAUUCCCUUUUAUCAGCAUGACCACUUCCUCUUCCUCCGUCUCCACUUGUUUUGAUCCUUAGCUAGGAUCGAUCUACUCUAUACACUCUUUUUAACUUAUAUAUUAUAUUUUUCUAUCUGAUUAUUGUAUAUCAUCCACAAUAAGUUUGAUUCUUUCCUUAAUGAGUGAGAAAUAUUUUGCAA
This is a messenger RNA of Capsella rubella, 1306 nucleotides long. RefSeq names its product AP2-like ethylene-responsive transcription factor SMZ. Gene Ontology annotation, molecular function: DNA binding; DNA-binding transcription factor activity. NCBI's taxonomy places the organism in Eukaryota, Viridiplantae, Streptophyta, Magnoliopsida, Brassicales, Brassicaceae. The record is from RefSeq and is a predicted model, not a curated record. Gene Ontology annotation, biological process: regulation of DNA-templated transcription. The transcript is spliced from 7 exons. Bases 124 to 1185 code for a protein of 353 amino acids.